UAUUGCAGAAAACAACAAAUAUUUCUCUGUUGUCGGAGACCAAUUUGUGUAUGGGAUUGAUAUUUAGAUUUUGGAGGUCUGUUCUGUCCAAAUAUUUUGACUGCCACCAUUACCUGGUAGGUUCAGUGGUGUAGAAGAUGAACUGAUUAUCAUUCAGCAUGCUGUGAUCAUACACCAUGUUGCGACACAGUGUCAAAAAGAGUGCUAGAGAGAAGUUUAUAUUUGACCCUACACAGCGAUGGCUGUCAGACAUUCGAUGGUCAACGGAGACAGAAUGUAUGAGCGUUUUGCAGGGGAAGUCUCUCCUCACAGAGAUGGACAAGUAUAGCCUUCAUGCUGCUGUAGUGAAAAAUGGGAUUGACACGAUAAGAGAUGACUCUCACCACAUCAGCAAUGAGUUUACAAAACUCUUUAAGUAUGUUGAAGCUGAGAAGUGGUCAGCUGUGCGGUCACUGGUGAUACAGCUGACUUGUCAUAUCCGGUCACUUAUCCAAGAAUGUAACCUUUGCCUGCCGGAGCCACCUUCGUAUAUACUGGAGCAUCAAGAAACAGUGAUGGGUGAAUGUGCCAAGCUAGCCCAGCAGGUAGAUAGAAAGAGCAUUUCUUCAAAAGAAGACCGUACACCACCUAAGAUCCCUGUCACUAACCAGCUGACAUUCCUGGGUCAAGCUUUCAGUCGCCUAGUAGACCUGGCUCUUGGACAUCUACUACAGAAGGUGGUAGAGACUCUGGAUGAGGCCAACAAUCUUUCGACCCUGUCAAGUGCCCUGGGGACAGUGGUCAGUCUCGGACUUGAGGGAGAACACAUGUGCUAUAUAUUUGCUAGGGAGGGAGGUGUAAGGGCAUUACUGGACAUCUGUCGGACAGAGUCCUUGAGCUUCGUACAUCCACAGACUCUAAGGGCCCUGGCUACCAUCUGCUGUGUUGCUGAGGGAAUAUUUGAAAUAGAAAAGGAAGGAGGCGUAGAAUGUCUGAUGGACAUCUUAUGUGACUAUGCUAACAGUGAAAAAGUGCGAGGAGAAGUAGCAGGAGUAUUGGCACAAGUUACCUCCCCUUGUCUUGAAAACUUUCAGCAAUUAUCAGGCUUGGUGGAAAAUUUAGAUGAAAUAUUGCGGGCAUUGAUAGGUUUAUGUGCCAACACUCUGUCCCAUGAAGUGUUCCUGUUAUCAUCAGCAGCUAUUGCUAAUAUCACGUUUAUGGACAGCAUGGCUUGUGAUAUUCUGCUUAAGUAUGAUGCACCUCGUGUUCUUAUCCAGUCCUGUGGUACAAGUGUAGCACAAUCUCUCUUCGCCAAGGACCAGGUGGCUACAGUCCUUGCCAAUAUGGUAGCUGUUGACAACUGUAGACAGUGUAUUAUAAAUAGUGGUGGCCUUGACCUUUGUCUGCAGCUGCUACAGGAACGACCUUUGACCUAUAAGUCAGCAGCUGAGACUGCAGCCUGUGAAAGGGUUCAACAGAAGUCUGCCAUUGCCCUGGCUAGACUCUGUAGAGAGGAGGAGAUCGCACAAAUCAUUGUAGAAAUGGAAGGUAUACCCCGCCUGGUGGAGCUUUGUAGGAACAAAGGGGAAAGAAACAACAGUGAUGCAGUAUUAGUGGCCUGUCUGGCUGCCCUGAGGAAAGUGAGUGCUUUAUACAAAACGGAAAAUAUCAUAGAUAUUGAUUUCAAACAGCUGAUUCAGCCACGACUCAUGGAUUCGUUUCUCAUUUGUACAAACACUGAUGAGAACUUUGUAUGACAGAUAUCUAGAAAUGGAGUGACAAACUAACUCUUAUUUACAACGAUAUUCCCUGCAGCAUUCAAAAGGCUGGAAUUAAUCUGUGUGUGAAUAUGUUAUUCACAGGACAAGCUGAAUCAGUUCUAAAUGAAAAAUGGUGCAUGUAAUUACAUUUCAAUAAAUAUUAUGGAAAGCAGGCCGAUUCAGAGCAAGAUUUGAAAUAUAUUGAAUCUGAAGUUUCCUAAAUGAUUAAAACAUGAUGGUGGUGGUGAUGAGACACACUGUUCAAUGCUAGAUAUAUGAUAUAUACAGCAGUAGAUUUACAUACAAAUGAUUGAGAGUUUCAGAAAUUAAUAGAUUUGAAAAAAAAAAUCAUCACCAGAUAGUUAAGUGACAGGUUGAUUGAUCAUUUUCUCUCCUUUACAUGUGUUAAAACCUCAAGGUAAUGUUCCUUUUUGUAUUUGCCACCUAGACCUCUUCUUUGCAUUAUCAUUAAUGUGAAGCCAACUCUCUUUCACAACAUUUUGCUAGAUAGAUGAUGACAACAUAACAAGGUAGUAUUGAGUACAGGUCUUUAAACUGAUUUAGUAGCCAGAGGAAGGGAAAUGAUGAGGAGAUAAAUUUAGAUGAUAUUACAGCUUCUUUAGACUGAGCUGCUUAAAACUGUUAAAGAAAGACUGGAUUUUUUGGGGUAAAAGGUAAAUUGAGUUUGAUAAGAAAUUUUCGGUUUUUAUAGUUCACACCAUGGCUAUAACAUCCAAAUAAAUUUUUUUUCUAAUUAACUGCAUCGCUAAUGUAUCUAAUUAUAACUGCAUUUGUUAUACAUGUAUCUAUUGUAAAACUGAGUUAUCAAAAGCACUAUAUAGCUGAAGUAUGUUUUUAUGUCAAUUUAUAAUUUUUACAAUGAAAUAUUUUUUUAUUUGAUCAUCAUCUUAGUAUCCCUGUUAUUCAUUGUUUGUCAUGUUGAAGUCUCUUCUUCCUUGUACAGAUUACAAAUCAGAUCUACACAAUUUUACACCAUAUUUCACACAAUGUGACAAACGUUUCCUUAUGUAUGUUCUGUAGCUUUGAUUUGUUUCAUAUCUUCAAAUUAACUUGAUUGUCAAUAGAAUGUGUUAAGGCCUUUUAAAUAGGUCUAUUCCAGACUGGAUAUGAUUUAGACAUUAUCAAAAUAUGUCCUUACCAAGCUGGGUAUGAUUUAGACAUUAACAUAUGUUUCCCCUGGCUGGAUAUGAUUUAGACAUUAACAUAUGUUUCCCCUGGCUGGAUAUGAUUUAGACAUUAUCAAAAUAUGUCCGUACCAAGCUGGGUAUGAUUUAGACAUUAACAUAUAUCUUACCUGGCUGGAUAUGAUUUAGACAUUAGCAUAUGUCUUACCUGGCUGGAUAUGAUUUAGACAUUAACAUAUAUCUUACCCGGCUGGAUAUGAUUUAGACAUUAACAUAUGUUUCCCCUGGCUGGAUAUGAUUUAGACAUUAACAUAUAUCUUACCUGGCUGGAUAUGAUUUAGACAUUAACAUAUUUUUCACCUGGCUGGAUAUGAUUUAGACAUUAGCAGAAUAUGCCUGAACCUGUCGAUGUUUUGAAAUAAGAAACAUUAGUUUCAAUUGGAAUUGUAACUCAAAUACCCUGUCAAACAUUAGUGAUAAUAUGUAAGUCAUUUACAAAAUAUAGCAUUCUUUUUUGGAAAAGAAAAAAUUAGAUAGAAUAUAU
Ylistrum balloti is the source of this 3428-nucleotide messenger RNA. Its product is annotated as protein inscuteable homolog. Lineage: Eukaryota; Metazoa; Mollusca; Bivalvia; Pectinida; Pectinidae. The coding region runs from base 177 to 1736 and encodes 519 amino acids. Gene Ontology annotation, biological process: establishment of mitotic spindle orientation; regulation of asymmetric cell division; apical protein localization. The record is from RefSeq and is a predicted model, not a curated record. Gene Ontology annotation, molecular function: protein binding; cytoskeletal adaptor activity. The transcript has 14 exons. Gene Ontology annotation, cellular component: apical cortex.